AUGGAUUCUAACCCGCUUCACCCAGCCCUCACGGUGACUCAUAUAAAAUCCCAUAUUCCCAUCCUGCUUGAGAAGGACUCUACACAUUACAGUACCUGGAAAACUCUCUUCCAGGUCCACUGUCAAGUGUAUGAUGUCAUCGACCAUCUUUCUCCCAAAAAGUCGGCUGCUACAUCUUCUUCUGACACCGCUGCUGCUGCCAAAGACAAAGACGACGCAGCCGCAAUCGCUGCUGAACACCUCUGGACCAAACUGGACGCUUUGGUUAAACAAUGGAUCUAUGCUACUAUCUCGCAGCCUCUUCUCCGCAUAAUUAUUCAACCAGGCCAGACUGCUCUUGAGGCUUGGACGGCUGUUGAGAAUGAAUUUAAUGAUAAUCAGAACACUCGUGCUAUUUUUCUGGGUCAAGAGUUCGCCAACCUUUCUCUUGAGAAUUUUGCUUCCAUGGGUGACUAUUUUGAUCAUGCCAAACAGAUUUCCGAUCAACUCGCAGCCGUGGGCUCUCCAGUCAAUAAUCGCAUGCUUGUUUUACAGGUUUUAACCGGAUUGACGGAGCAAUACGACAGUAUCUCAACUGUCCUUCAGAACCGUGACCCGCUACCCCCUUCAGUGAAGUCCGCUCCCGUCUGA
Messenger RNA from Helianthus annuus (common sunflower), 630 nucleotides. RefSeq lists its product as uncharacterized. Bases 1 to 630 code for a protein of 209 amino acids. The transcript has a single exon. NCBI's taxonomy places the organism in Eukaryota, Viridiplantae, Streptophyta, Magnoliopsida, Asterales, Asteraceae. The record is from RefSeq and is a predicted model, not a curated record.